AUGUAUAUCAUCAUAAAGUCAACAAUGGCAGCAGCAGCAGCAGCAGCCUGGUUUCUCUUUGUUGGUGGCUUAGCAUUAACAUUUUCAGCUGAAGCUUUCUCUUCCAAUGACUCAGACAGUAGUACUCUCCUAAGUUUCAAGAAUUCAAUUUUUGGAGACCCUUCAAAUCUUCUCUCCACCUGGAACCUCACUACUAACCCUGAUUACUGCACCUGGUAUGGCGUCACCUGUCAAAAAUUUUCUAACACUACUACGGAAGUUGUAGCUUUGAGCCUCACUGGCACUUCCACUUCACGCCUUUCUGGAACUUUGCCGAAUUCCAUCGGAAACUUGCCUUACCUUCGAACUCUUAUUCUUUCUUACAACCAUUUUUCCGGUGAGAUCCCAGCUGGUAGUAUCGCCAAGCUUCGGUUCUUGGAGGUUUUGGAGCUUCAACGGAACAAUUUUUCAGGCAAGCUUCCUCAUCAGAUAAGCUCUGACCUUCACUCUCUUCGCUUCCUUAAUUUGUCUUUUAAUUCUUUCACUGGUGAUAUCCCUGCUACUUUGAUUGGUUUUGGAAAGUUGAGAGUUAUUGAUUUGUCGAAUAAUAGGCUGACUGGUGGAAUACGAUUUGCUAGUUCAUUUAAAUGCUUAUUUUUGAGGCACUUGAGGCUUUCUAAUAAUCUUUUGGAAAAUAACAUUCCAAAGGAGAUUGGUCAGUGCAAGAACUUGAGGACUUUGUUGCUUGAUGGGAACAUUCUACAAGGUCCCAUUCCAGCAGAGAUUGGACAGAUUUCGGAGCUUCGUGUUCUUGAUGUUUCUACUAACAGUUUGACUCAGACCAUCCCCAAGGAGUUGGGUUAUUGCCGGAAACUGUCUGUUCUUGUGUUGACUAAUUCAAGUAAUUUUGUUGGUAAUAAUGGGAGGACUAGUGGUAGCUUGGGUGAUUUUAGAUUAGAAUUCAACGCUUUUGAAGGGGGUAUUCCUCAGGAGGUGUUGAUGCUACCAAGUUUGCAGAUUUUGUGGGCGCCUAGGGCCAAUCUUGAUGGGCGGUUGCCUGAUAAUUGGAGUGAUUCGUGCGCGCUGAGAGCUUUGCAUUUGGGGCAGAAUUCUUUGAGAGGUGUUGUGCCAGAGGGGCUGGUGAUGUGCAAGAACCUUACUUUCUUGGAUCUGAGUUCUAAUUAUUUGACAGGCCUGCCUAUGCAGCUGCAAGUUCCCUGCAUGAUGUAUUUCAAUGUUAGUCAAAAUAACAUAUCCGGUGCUGUCCCAACUUUUGGAAAGGGCAGUUGUGAUACUUGCAUGAUCUCUUACGGUCAAGAUCCUAAUUUUUUUGAUAUAGAGGAUAUACAGAUUGCCUACUCUAACAUUCCUGUUUGGGGUUCUCAAAUGAAUACCCUUUUGGGGUCUAUGCCUGGUGCAGACUUCAUGAUUGUCCAUGAUUUCAGUUGGAAUCAAUUCGUCGGUUCAUUGCCCUUGUUAUCUGUGGGAGAAGAAUUCUUGGUGACCAAAAACAGAACUUCAUACAGAUUGUUUCUUAGUAGUAACAGGUUCAAUGGGUCUCUUCCUGGUAAACUCGUUUCAAACUGUAAUGAUCUGCUGAGCUUCUCUGUUAACUUGAGUGCGAACCAACUAUCAGGUGAGAUACCUGAUAUGCUUCUCAGUUGUCAACAGACAAGGGAAUUUGAAGCAGCAUACAAUGAGAUUAGUGGUUUUCUGUCUCCCAGUAUUGGCAAUUUGAGAAUGCUUCAAUGUUUUGACUUGAGAGGAAACAGACUCUCUGGUUCUCUCCCUAAUGAGUUGGGGAAUUUGAAGUUUCUGAAAUCAUUUCUUCUUGGAAUGAACAAUUUAACCGGAGAAAUUCCAUCUGAAUUUGGUCAAUUGUCCUCUCUUACAGUUUUGGAUCUUUCUCAUAAUGCUGUAACAGGAUCUAUACCUGCGAGUUUGACGAACGCCAAGAACCUUGAAACUGUGUUGCUCAAUAACAAUGGCCUUUCUGGGGAGAUACCUCCACCUUUUUCGACUAUUUCCAGUCUCAUUGUCCUUGACGUUUCUUUCAAUAACCUCUCUGGUCAUAUACACCAACUUCAACACCCAAUUGAUUGCGAGUGGUUUAGAGGGAAUGCUUAUUUGGAUAAGUGCUCUAAUCUAUCCUCUAACACACCACCUGGAGGGUUUCAGCUGUCACAUGGAGAUGAAAAAUGGCACAAUCACAGGAAAAAACCCUUUUUGAUAGCAGUGGUAACUUCUGCUUCAGUUGUACUCUGUGUAACAUUGGUAGUAGUUUUGUUCAGUUUUUAUGGGAAGAGGAAAUUUUGUACACUCUCUUGCUUGAGAGGGAGUAGACUCUCUAGCUUAAAGGGGAAAGUAGUUGUGACUUUUGCAGAUGCUCCGGCUGAAUUGACUUACGAUAGUGUGGUCAGAGCUACUGGGAAUUUCAGUAUCAGAAACCUGAUAGGUACAGGUGGUUUUGGGUCAACUUACAAAGCUGAAUUGGUCCCAGGUUACUUCAUAGCAGUAAAGAGGCUCUCCAUCGGCAGAUUUCAAGGCAUUCAGCAGUUUGAUGCAGAGAUCAGAACAUUGGGCAGAAUUCGACACAAGAACCUUGUGACUCUGAUUGGGUAUUAUGUGGCAGAGGCUGAAAUGUUCUUAAUUUACAACUAUCUUUCUGGUGGAAACCUUGAAACCUUCAUACAUGACAGGUUAGACGCAAAUGUACAAUGGUCAGUUAUUUACAAGAUAGCUCUCGACGUUGCACAAGCUCUAGCCUACCUCCACUACUCAUGUGUACCCCGCAUUCUUCAUCGAGACAUCAAGCCUAGUAACAUCCUGUUGGAUGAGGAGCUUAACGCCUAUCUGUCAGACUUUGGGUUGGCCAAACUUUUAGAAGUUUCUCAGACCCAUGCCACCACAGAUGUAGCAGGCACAUUUGGGUAUGUUGCACCAGAAUAUGCAACCACGUGCAGGGUAUCUGACAAGUCAGAUGUUUACAGCUUUGGGGUAGUGCUGUUAGAAUUGAUGUCAGGGAAGAAGUCCCUUGAUCCAUCAUUUUCUGAAUAUGGUAACGGUUUCAAUAUUGUUGCUUGGGCCAAGUUGUUGAUCAGGGAGGGACGCUCUUCAGAGCUCUUCUCUCCAGAACUGUGGGAAGCAGGACCUAAUGAGAAGUUGUUGGGAAUAUUAAAGCUUGCUUCAAGCUGUACAGUAGACUCACUUUCAGUGCGCCCAUCCAUGAAACAGGUCCUUGAAAAACUGAAACAGCUAAAAUCUUGA
Dovyalis caffra is the source of this 3246-nucleotide messenger RNA. The record is from the annotation of a GenBank genome assembly. Lineage: Eukaryota; Viridiplantae; Streptophyta; Magnoliopsida; Malpighiales; Salicaceae.